Messenger RNA from Salvelinus sp. IW2-2015, 4501 nucleotides. The record is from RefSeq and is a predicted model, not a curated record. NCBI's taxonomy places the organism in Eukaryota, Metazoa, Chordata, Actinopteri, Salmoniformes, Salmonidae.
AUCAGAAAUUUUCACAGCAGAUCUUUUUCAGAGCUGAUCUGAUUGGUCAAAUUACCAAUUAGUGGGAAAAAUAUCAGAAUUGGGCUGCCUGUCUAAACGAAGCCAAAGACACCUCACCUAUGCGAUAUUGGGAGGGAUGGGAUUUUGAAAGCAAUUUGCUCCAGCCUCCCCUCUGUUUUCACUCUAAUUCUACAGCCUGCACUAGGAGGGUUGAUACUGGCGGCUUGAGUGUUAACUCGCCCAUGUAAAGCGACCACCGGAGCUCACCGCUGCAAUAACUAAACCUGUCUUGGCAGUAAGAGGAUUGGCUGACGCUCGGUUGCAGAGCGUGAACGGCUGUUGAGGAAGCGUCUCUCUAUCAAAGACGAGCAUGUGAGCAAGUAGCCUACAGCUUUUGAUAGUAUCGUUUAAUGGCACCUUACGGUAUUGAAUUGGGAUCAUACUAAUUCAUCUCCUAGUAGGUGUCCAUUAGGCUAUCAAUUUAGUCACUGCGCGCAAGUGGUUGGUUUCGGUUAUGCUCAAUGGAGAGCAAACUGAUUCUUCACUCUUUCGGUAAAAGCAGUCACGGUAUGGCUUUUUUUCUUAUUCACCUGCUUCUGCAAAUGGGAUUCGUUUUCGGAUCUAAUUAUGGGUAUGUGGAAUGGUCGGAUAACGAUAAAGACGCUGAAAUACGAUCGAAGAACCCCACUAUGUACAGCACUCAAAAUAUCAACAAGGAAUCGAUGCACCAUCCAACUUAUUACCCAGGACCCUUCACGGAGCGCACCAUUGUGGCGCACAAAAUCGAAGAGGACCUGCCUAGGGUGGUAACAGCUUUCCUGCACACGGGAGACUCGUCGGCUCUUGAACAAGUCAACUGUUCUAGGAGGUAUGAGUUGAGUAGCCUCCGCGGUGGAACCAAUGUGGCCUCAUACUAUUUUCUCCAUAGCGUGCUGGACACCAUGGCGCACGCAACCAACUUUCUGAACAUGAUUUUACAAGCCAACAGGUCAAGAGAGCACAGCCUUCGGAGGGAUAUUCAUUGGUACCACGCACUGGUUCGGAGUAUUCUCGAGGGGGACCCCAAAAUUCACAGGGCAGUGGUUACAUUCCAUACUGAUGCUCCGACGCCGGGUCCCCAUCUUUUCCUUCAAGCGACAAGAACUGAAGGGGAAGUGGUUCUCCAGGACCUUUCCAACUCCGCUCACCACCAUCUCAAGAACAGGAGCCCGGAUUCUGAGUGGUUUAACGAGUUCAGGGACCGAAAAAAAACGUACAUGCAGAGAAGGGCGUCGAGCCGAGACCCUGUAGCCACUCAAAAUGGCUACAUUCUCGACAAAAGUCAAAUCAAGUGGUCUGCGCCUUACCUGGAAUGCGAGCAUGGGAAUUUCGUACCGCACUGGCUACUCACCUUGUCUGCAGGGUUCUAUGGGCUGAAGACAAAUUCCGCGCCCGAGUUCAGGGGUGUGGUUCGAGUGGACGUCAACCUCCAGGAUGUGGACAUUGACCAGUGCUCCAGCAGUGGCUGGUUUGCUGGAACUCACCGCUGUAAUCUGACCAGCAUGGAUUGCAAUCCCAUUGUCGGACAUGGAUUCGUGCUAGACAACUACAAGUGCCAAUGCCGGAGAGGCUUCUACCAUCCUAGCAGAGUGGCACUCAACGGCUUUACAAGUAGGUCUGCUGACCACCACAGGAAAGGAAGACCCAGAGACCCCUCGGAGGGGUCCAGUAGGUGUCUGCCGUGCCGUGAGGGCUGCCCCUACUGCCGGGAUGACACGCCCUGCCUGGCUCAGGAUGACGGAGCCCUCCGGCUUUCCGUAGCCUCCUUCCAGGGCCUCUGUAUGCUGCUGGACUUAGUGGCCAUGGUGCUGGUCUACCACUUCCGCAGGAACAAGGUAAGGCGUCUCGGUCUCGUCCUCCUGGAGGCCAUUUUUGGAGCCUUGCUUCUCUACUUUCCCGUGAUGAUACUGUACUUCAGCCCCAGCGUGUUGCGCUGUAUCCUCCUGAGAUGGGUGCGUCUCCUGGGCUUUGCCACAGCCUACGGAACAGUGAUCCUGAAGCUUUACAGGGUGCUGAAGGUGUUCCUGUCCCGUACGGCACAGCGGACGCCCUACAUCACCAGCUGGCGGGUGCUGCGUCUGCUAGGGGUCAUCCUGCUGGUGGUGCUGUGGUUCCUGGUGGCCUGGACCUCGGCCGUGUGUCAGACACCUGACCGGACGUCGGCCCUCAUCGAUGUGGGCCUCACCCCCGACGGGCUGCAGUUCAGCAUGUGCCUGCUGGACCGCUGGGACUACAUGAUGGCAAUUGCCGAGUUCCUGUUUCUUCUGUGGGGAGUGUACCUCUGCUAUGCUGUCCGGACUGUACCGUCAGCCUUCCAUGAACCACGCUACAUGACUGUUGCCAUGUACAAUGAACUCCUCAUAUCGUCAGUAUUCCACACCAUUAGGUUCACUCUGGCUCCUCAGUGGCAUCCUGACUGGAUGCUCAUGCUGGUCUUCACUCACACACACCUCACCGUGACUGUGACUUUGGGGCUGCUGUUUGUACCAAAGUGUCUGUCAACAGGGACUCAGGCGAGUGAUGACAUUGCCACUGAAACUUAUGAAGAGGAGCUGGACAUGGGCCGGUCCGGGUCCUACCUCAACAGCAGCAUCACCUCAGCCUGGAGCGAACACAGCCUGGACCCCGAGGACAUACGGGACGAGCUCAAGAAGCUUUACGCCCAACUGGAAGUCUACAAGCGCAAGAAGAUGCUGGCCAACAACCCACACCUGCAGAAGAAGCGCAGCUCCAAGAAGGGCCUGGGCCGCUCUCUCAUGAGGCGCCUCACUGAGAUCCCGGAGACCUUGCACCGACAUGGCAGCUAUGGCAGCCGUGAGGAACGUGAAGGUAGCGAGCACGGGAGCAACCGCAGCACCCUUCGACGGAAUCCCUUCGACUCAUCUCAUUCAGGUCACAAGUCCAGGGAAGACUCUUUGAAGAACAAAGUUCUGGGCCUGAAUAAGUCACACAGCUACGACCACGUUUGUGACCAAGCUAAGGAAACUGCAGACGGAGAGGGCUCGGGUGGGGACAAAAUGGCCACCAGCGAUGGUUCCUUGCUGGGAUCUCUCAUUAGGAGGCAGGUUAAGAAGUCACCGGAGCCUGCCCCAAAGGUGGAACCGGCCGAGUCAGUGCCCUUGGUCUGCAAGUCGGCCAGCGCGCACAACUUCACAGCGGACAAAAAGCCCAUUCAGCUGAGGACGUCCAUCAUGCAGAAGUCACUGAGUGUCAUCACCAGUGCCAAAGAGAAGAUGCCCGGGCUCACCAGCAAGACCCAUAGCGCAGAGGAUGCCAGCAAGAAGGGACUCAAGGGUCACGAUGGGAGGAUACUGUCUGAGGUGGACGAAAUGGAGUGUUAUCCUAAGAUGAUCAUCAGCCAGUCGGUAGAGUACUCCAGGACACCCAUGGCCAAGAUGGGCAUCAUGAAGCAGCAGGUGAGCGGCAGCCAGCCGUCCAUCAAUACAGAGCCGGGGAGAAACCUGUAUGACCUCUCCGAGGUGUGCUCUUGGGAUGUGGAGGACCCUCCAACCCCGUCGGAAGGAAGGUCCCAGAAGCAUGUGUCCAUUGCUCCGGGAGAGACCACCACGGUCCACAGGGGUGAUGGUGGUGGUGGCACGGGUAGCACCAAGGGCAGUCGCUCCCAACAGAAGCAGCAGAGAGCCGCGGGGCAAUCGCCUGCAGGCCGACAGCGUUCCAAAGACAAGGGGGGUGAACGAGACGAGGCCAGAGAAACAAGGAAGCCCAGGUCUCCCAGAUCUCCGCUCUUGCUCAAACCGGAGGUGUGCCCCUGGGCCUUUGAGGUGCAGCCGGUGUUGGGAGGCAAUUCAGACUCCAUCUCCCCAGAGAGGAUCAGACGUAAGAGGAGCGUCACACCCACUGAUGGGAAGCCCAAGAUCCUCCACUCAGACUACUCCAAAUCCACAGGGAGUCUGCUGCAGCCGCCCACCCUGAUGGUGGACAUCUGUCCCUGGGACUACAAUGAAGCCCCAGCCCCUCCUUCCCCCAGCCAGGAGAAGACCUGCUCCAGUCCCACGGCUCACUCCAAGCGGAAACGAAAAGGUUCGUGCUCCUCCAAAGAAAGGGGAGAGAGGGGUGAGAGAGAGAAAGGAGGGAGGGACAAGGAGGAAGAGAAGCAGCACAGGUCAAAGAGCAAGGAGAGCUCCUCCAGCAGGCCCUCGGAAAGACCACGUGUCAGCCAAUCAUCAGAGGGUGGUCCGGUCACCGUGCCAACAUCCGGGAGACGGAGAAGCUCGACAAGAGACCCGGAGGCGUCGGAGAACAAGAGGGUGGAGGCGUGCCCGUGGGAGGUAGAGGACGCACAUGCCAGCGUAGCACAGACAAAGCCUUCUCCAGCGAAAGAAAACUCUUUGAGUUCUGAUUACAAACAACCCGUAAGCACUGCUAAAAGGGUUGACGUUUGCCCCUGGGAUUUUGAAGACAAUGGGUCAGAGAAAAGUGCAUGAUAAUCGAAAUGAUAGAC